AUGCAGGACGGGCUUAACAAGCUGUUGUCCUUGCUUGGCCCUGAGGGCGUACAAAACCUUGUAGCGCAAGGCUCUAAUGCGAUCAAUGCACGUCUAGAGGCGUUUCCAAGUUAUGAAAAUGCGCUGCUAGAGCACCUGCAGCAGAGGAUGUCUGCAUCGUUUGCAUCUAUGACGCCACCGUCAGUGACGGAUGACUUCCCCCGACCUAAGCCACUCAUGGUAGGCGUUGAAGCCAUUGAGGGGGAGGAUGGAGAGAAUCUCCUGCAAUGGGUGGUAGAGGUCGAGAUGACCAUAGUAUCUGCCAUGCUACAGACCGAGCAACAGCGCGUGGCGCUAGCCAUUUUAAAGCUCGGUGGUCAAGCGCGAGAAUGGGCAGUGACGUGUGGGGUACUUCGGAAAUUGCAGCUCUCACGAGUGUUCUCGCCGCCUAAUCAGGCGUAUCGCGUGCGAUCACAUUUCCUUGCCGCCCGACAGGGCAACAAGGAAUUGGUGGACUUUGUCUAA
Plasmopara halstedii is the source of this 504-nucleotide messenger RNA. RefSeq lists its product as uncharacterized. The record is from RefSeq and is a predicted model, not a curated record. Bases 1 to 504 code for a protein of 167 amino acids. The transcript has a single exon. Lineage: Eukaryota; Oomycota; Peronosporomycetes; Peronosporales; Peronosporaceae.